AGAUAAUACUAAUCAUAUAAUACGUCCGAAGCGAGUCUGGUCCGCUACAUAAAUUGAUGGCUGGAGUCUGGAGUGGACGCUGGCAGUGUUCGCCGCCUGGUGCUCCCGUCAACAAACGCUAGGUCAACGAUAGAUGAAUGUUUUGAAGCAAUGGUAGACACAGAUCCAUGUGACAACAGUAUGGCAUCAGAGCUGGGAGAGGAUGGUGGAGGAAAUGGUCUGACAACCCCACAGCUUCAAGUUCAAGACCAGUCCCAGGAGGAGUACUACACAAGUUAUGAGGAUGUGGAGAUCCACAGAUUAAUGGUUAACGACUCACCACGCACCAAAGCAUAUGCUAAUGCUAUAAGCAGCAACAAACACUUGUUCCAGGGAAAGAUUGCCAUGGAUGUUGGAGCUGGCACAGGUAUUCUUUCAUUGUUCAUGGCUGCUGCUGGAGCUAAGAAAGUUUAUGCUGUGGAAGCUAGUGGCAUGGCUGCUGUCAUUCAGAAAGUGGCCAAAGACAAUGGCUUUGGGGAUGUUAUCCAGGUUUGCCAUGCUAGAGUAGAAGACAUCUCUCUCCCAGAAAGUGAAAAGGUGGAUGUUAUUGUCUCUGAAUGGAUGGGGUUUUAUUUGCUACAUGAAUCAAUGUUAAAUUCUGUAAUAUGGGCGAGAGAUAAUUUUCUUGCGGAAGAUGGAACAGUAUUCCCAUCAGAGGCAAGAAUGUAUGCAUGCCCAUGCUCAUUACAAACCCUGUAUAAAGAACAGAUUAGCUUUUGGGACAGUGUAUAUGGAUUUAACAUGUCUGCUGUGAAACAGUACGCCUUAAAAUCUAAAAUGACGAAGCCAGAGGUUUGUCUUAUUCCAAAAUCUGACUUAUUAGCAGAACCAACUUGUGUUAAAAAGUUUAACCUACGAUGGAUGUCAGAAGGUGAAGUGAAGUUUUUUACCGAAACAACCUUUGUUGCCAUUACUAAACCAGGGAGUUAUCAAGGACUUUGUCUCUGGUUUGAAUGUGAUUUUGAUGGUAUAGACUAUGAUGAAAAUGGAAAAGAAAUUGGAAGUUUAGUUAAAUUGUCAACUUCUCCAUUCAGUCCUGCUACACACUGGAAACAAACAGUUGUUGUUCUUGGGUAUGAUGCAGACCAGGCUGAUCAACAAAUGGAAUUGGUGUGCCAGGAAGGCUUAGAUAGUAUUAUAGAUUUAAGGGCAGGAAUAAUGAAUUCAGGAGGUACAUUAGAUGACUGUGAAAAUGAAAAUAAACAAAACACAUUGCCAGAUGAUCAACAGAAAAAUGGCUGUUCUGAACAAGAGUGUGGCAAUCGAACACAAAUUACACCAAAUGUUACUAGUGACAAAAUAAGCCAAUCUGGCCAUGAUAACAAUGUUGAAGAGGAUGAGGUUGUAGGUUGGAAGUUAACACUAGCUCAGAGUGAUAGUAAUGUGCGUCAUUAUACAAUGGCUGUUGAAAUGUUGGAUCCAGAGAGUGAGGAACAUCCUAUACCAUGCUACUGCCCAAUGCCUAGAUGUCUCAUAAUUACCAAGAUGCUUGAGAAAGAGGAAGUGGUAGAGGAUGAUAAUGAAGUCAUAGAUUGCACAUAAAAACAAAAAUACAAUACAGGAGGCUCCCCAAAUUCGCAUAUUUUUAUUUAGCAGUCCUCUAUUAUUCGCGGAUGACACUCUGGAUGUACCCAAGAAUGUCUGUGGGUAGUUUUAAAGUUGCCGUCAUUUUUGCGGCUGGGACAGGGAGACAUUCAUUCAUUCUAGAGACAGUA
This is a messenger RNA of Homarus americanus (American lobster), 1754 nucleotides long. RefSeq names its product protein arginine N-methyltransferase 1-like. Gene Ontology annotation, cellular component: nucleus. The record is from RefSeq and is a predicted model, not a curated record. Lineage: Eukaryota; Metazoa; Arthropoda; Malacostraca; Decapoda; Nephropidae. Gene Ontology annotation, biological process: peptidyl-arginine methylation. Bases 151 to 1581 code for a protein of 476 amino acids. Gene Ontology annotation, molecular function: protein-arginine N-methyltransferase activity. The transcript is spliced from 4 exons.